This is a messenger RNA of Phyllotreta striolata, 2847 nucleotides long. The record is from the annotation of a GenBank genome assembly. NCBI's taxonomy places the organism in Eukaryota, Metazoa, Arthropoda, Insecta, Coleoptera, Chrysomelidae.
GGUUAAACUUAUAUGUCAAAGUGAUAAACAAUUUUGUAUUUUGAUAAAUAAGUGAUACUUUGUUAAAAAAUGCACGAAGCUUACACAGUUUCUUCAUUACUGAAGGUUACGUACCAAAUAGAAUCGUUAGCAGCUUACGAUGAUAAUCUGCUCAUUGGAACUAGACAGGGGCAUUUAUGCAUGUAUAGUUUACUCAAAAACGAUGAUAAAUGCGAAGUUCAAUUAAUGAGAUACAAUAAAACGUUCAGCAAAAAAGCUGUGCAACAAUUGGAAGUUAUAUCAGAUAAUAAUCUACUUAUUAGUUUAACAGAUAAUUUAGUUCAGGUACAUGAUCUUAAUGCUAUUCAUUUUACUACGUUGCAUCAAGUUCAAAAAUCCAAGGGUGCUACAUUUUUUACGAUUAACAUUAAGAAACAAAUAUCCUUAACAGGAGAAGUAACAAAUUUAGUUCGUAUGGCUGUUGCUGUUAAAAGAAAAAUUCAAUUGUACUAUUUGAAGAAUAACGAGUUCUUGCCCUUAAUGAAUGAUAUUAAUUUAAACGACAUUCCUAAAUCUAUGGUGUGGUGUCAAGAAGCCAUUUGCAUAGGAUUUAAAGGAGAAUAUGCAUUAUUAGAGUUAGGUGGAAAACAAACCGAUCUUUUCCCAACCAGUAGUACAAGGUCUAACGAACCAUGCAUGGUUAAAGUCUCUGAUACUACUUUUGCUUUGUGUAGAGAAUCACAGACUGUAUUAGUUAACGUAAAUGGUGAAACGGAAAGAAAUAAAGCACUAAGAUGGUCCGAUGUGCCUGUAAUGCUAGCGUGGGACGAGCCUUAUGCUUUAGGAAUUCUAACAGAUUCUGUAGAGGUGUUGACUUUGGAACCGAGUAUUUUGGUCCAAACAUUAACUGAUCUACCAAAAGUAAGGUUCAUUGUAUCUUCUCAGAAACAGGGCCUGCUUUAUGCCGCUUCCAUUAGUCAAUUUUGGUGCAUCCAAGCGGUAGAUAUAGCUAAACAAAGGGAAGUGCUUGUGAAUGCCAAGCAAUUUCAACUGGCAUUAAAUUUAACUCAAAUAUCAAAGGAAUCUGAAGAUGAAAAACGUGAAAAAAUCCAUCAUAUUCAAACUCUCUUAGCGUACGAUUUAUUCCACAGAAAGCAAUUUCACGAAAGUAUGAAAGAGUUUUUGAAGUUAGGCACUGAUGCUUACGAUGUUAUCAGAUUGUUUCCCGAUUUAUUGCCCCAACAACAACAAGGGAUCGACGUUCCUGAGCCAGUCAGAGAUUUGACAGAAAAGGAACUUGAAACUAGCCGAUUAGCUUUGAUUGAUUAUUUAACGGAAAUAAGGCGUAUUAAAUCAUCUGAUACGUCACAACCUAACAUUAAUGCUACAGGCAAUCUUAAUGAGAAACAGUCGAGCAAGUCAAUUAAUCAACUGCUUCAAAUAAUCGAUACCACUUUGCUGAAAUGCUACCUGCAAACCAAUGAUGCUCUGGUAGCUCCUCUGUUGCGUCUGAACCACUGCCACUUAAUAGAAACCGAGAAAGUAUUAAAAAAAAUGGGCAAGCAUAACGAAUUGAUAAUAUUGUACCAGACAAAAGGGCAGCACAGAAGGGCUUUGGAAUUAUUGCAGUCUGAAGGCAGCAUUGAUAGGACUAUAAAUUACCUGCAACAUCUUGGUGCUGAAAAUAUGGGACUGAUUUUGGAGUUUUCUGAUUGGGUGCUCUCUGAGUCACCCGAAGAAGGAUUGAAAAUAUUCACGGAAGAUAUCGUAGAAGUAGAGUCGUUGCCGAGACCAAGAAUUCUGGAUUUCCUCCUAAAAUCGCACAAAUCUGUGGUAAUACCAUACUUAGAGCACGUUGUCCAUACAUGGGAAGACACUAAUCCUCUAUUUCACAACGCUCUUAUUCACCAAUACCGAGAAAAAAUCGUCAACGAAGGUCCCGCCUCUUCUGAACACACUAGAAAAAAAUUGCUGCAAUUUUUAGAGAGCAGUAAACAGUACACUUCAGAAAAUAUUUUAAGCAGCUUCCCAACUGAUAUUCUCUUAGAGGAGAGGGCCGUGGUUUUGGGAAGAUUAGGAAAAGACGAACAGGCCCUGACUAUUUAUGUCAGAGCAUUAGGCGACAUACAGAAAGCUGAAAAUUAUUGUAAAAAAGUUUACGAGAAAAAUUUACCUGGAUGUCAAAGUGUGUAUGUUUCUCUUAUAAAACUUGUUCUGAACCCGGACAGUUGCCCUUUAUCGCUACCCGGUCUUAAUUUUUCCCCUAAGACGGCUCAACCCGAUCUGGAAUUGGCUUUACGGCUUCUCGAAGAGCAUGCUAAUCACAUGAAUCCCUUAGAAGCUUUGGCGAUACUACCCGAUAGCGUUCCUGUAUCUAGAAUCCACAAAUUUUUGUUAGUAUCUCUACAACAAGUUGUACAAGAACGCAGGAACAUGCAACUUAUGAACGGGCUCCUUUACGCUGAACAUUUGCAAUUCCAGGAGCAAAAAUUGACAUUACAGAGUCAACACGUGUUGGUUACGGAUUUGAAUGUUUGCCCGGUGUGCAAGAAGAGAUUUGGAAAUCAAAGUGCUCUAGUGAGGUAUCCAAAUGGAGAUGUGGUUCACUAUUCUUGUCAGGACAAAAAGUAGUUAGGGUGCUUAACUUGUAAAAAAGAGUUUAUUUUAUCUAUCUAUUAUUUUAUUUAUCUCACAUGUAUAGAGUGGUUUAUUAUUGCAUUAAAGUAAAAUCAUAAGUAUUAUUGAGAGCAACAUAAGUCCCUGAUUCAUAAAACCAAUAUGUGUAACGCAACAUAAGGCGAAUUAUGUUGAUCAAAAUGUACUUAUGUAUUAUUAUAAUAUAUGGUAUAUUACACUUUUUAAUCUUGU